AUGAUCAGGAUCUUCCCGGAUUUCAGCGUUCAGGUGACGGCUUCGGCGGCCGGAGGAGCCGGGGCUGGAGGCGGAGGCGGCGGUGGUGGGAUGGUGACCGGACCCCCGGUGGGUCGGGUGCCCGUACCGGUACCUGGAGCCACGAACGGGACCCCGCAAAGCGUACAGGGAAUCACCGCCUACCAACAAAGUGACCCCUACUGGGAGCGGCCGGCUAAUGCAGGCAGCUGCUCCGCCGCCCGGCCCAAGACCCUUCACCUGGCCGGCCAGCAGCAUACCUCCUCACCAUGGCUGCAGGCUCUGAGGAAGGAGAAGUCACGGGACGCGGCAAGGUCGCGGCGGGGGAAAGAGAACUUUGAAUUUUAUGAACUUGCCAAGAUGCUGCCUCUGCCGGGCGCCAUCACCAGCCAGCUGGACAAGGCCUCCAUCAUCCGGCUCACCAUCAGCUACCUGAAGAUGAGGGACUUCGCCAACCAGGGGGACCCACCGUGGAACCUGCGAAUUGAGGGACCUCCGCCUAACACCUCUGUCAAAGCUAUCGGUACCCAGCGGAGGAGAAGUCCCAGCGCCAUUGCCUCUGAGAUCUUCGAACCUCACCUGGGAAGCCACAUUUUACAGUCUCUGGAUGGGUUUGUAUUUGCACUAAACAAAGAGGGACGCUUCCUCUACAUCUCUGAGACGGUUUCCAUCUACCUGGGAUUGUCACAGGUGGAGCUCACUGGCAGCAGUGUGUUUGACUACAUCCACCCCGGCGAUCACGUGGAGAUGGCAGAGCAGCUCGGUAUGAAGCUCCCUCCAGGCCGAGGGAUGUCUCUAUCCCAGGGAGCAGUCAACGAAGACGGGGCAUCUUCGGCUUCUUCGUCGUCACACUCUGAGACCCCAGAACCAGUGGAGUCCAGCAGUCCCAGUCUUCUGGCUCCUGAUAACUCUCUGGAACGUUCCUUCUUCAUCCGGAUGAAAUCGACACUCACAAAGAGAGGCGUGCACAUCAAGUCCUCAGGAUAUAAGGUGAUCCACGUCACAGGGCGUCUGCGGAUCAGGAUGGCUCUGACGCACAGCCGCUCGGUGCCCAAUCAGAUCAUGGGGAUGGUGGCGGUGGCUCACGCUCUCCCACCACCAACAAUCAAUGAGGUUCGCAUCGACUGCCAAAUGUUCGUCACCCGAGUCAACAUGGACCUCAAGAUUGUCUACUGUGAGAACAGAAUCAGUGACUACAUGGACCUGACUCCAGUGGACAUUGUGGGAAAGAGGUGCUACCAGUUCAUUCAUGCUGAAGACGUGGAGGGGAUCAGACAGAGUCACCUUGACUUGAUGAAUAAAGGUCAGUCUGUGACAAAGUAUUACCGGUGGAUCCAGAAGAACGGGGGUUAUAUCUGGAUCCAGUCCAGUGCCACCAUCGCUAUCAAUGUCAAGAACGCCAGCGAGAAGAACAUCAUCUGGGUCAACUACGUCCUCAGUAAUCCAGAGUAUAAAGACACACCCAUGGACAUCGCCCAGCUGCCAAACCUGCCUGAGAAAGCUUCUGAGUCCUCUGAAACUUCAGACUCCGAAUCCGAGUCCAAAGAAAACUCAGACAAUGAGAAUACCAAGUCAGAGGAGAAGCCAGGCCACCAAGCAGAACACAGCGAGGACCCAGAGACGGACAGCAAACGCCAGCAGCAACCUGGCCAGUCACACUGUUCGUCUGAACAGGAAAUGAAGCGCCAGGAAGAAGGCGAUAGCUCGAGUAACCCUGAGAGCCAGGACAGCGAUGACAGUCUGGAACCUUCAGAUGGAGAGGCUGAGGAGCAAGAAGAAGCUGGCAGAGGAGGUGGAGGCAGGUUGGGAAGGUUAGCAGGGCUGGGAGGAUUAGGGAGUCUGGGUGCCAUUGGUGGACUGGGUAACCUGGGUGGGCUUCAUAUUAAAGUGGAGCACUAUGGAGAAGGGGAAGAAGUACAGCUGCGCAACUCGCAAACGUCUUCAUCAGAAGAGGAAGAAGAAGAGGAGGAUGAGGAAGAUGAGGAGGAUGAUGAUGGGUGCGUGCAAGAUUGCGACAGUGUCAAUGCGGGCAGCAAGCUCCAGAAAAGGCGGAAGAGGAGGAAAGUGCAGAAAUGGGAUGGAUCACGAAGCAGGAGGCUUCGUCUGUCCUCGACUACACCCAGUCCCAUAGCAAUAGGAGAUACCACUCCUUUAGUCGACCCCUCCCAAGCCACAUCAGACACCUCCACCCACCUCUUAACCUCCUCUGGCUCCCCAAACAGUGCAGGUGCAACAUCCUCAGUUCUGAAGAUUAAGACAGAGAUGGCAGAACCGAUAAACUUUGAUAACGACAGCAGCAUCUGGAACUACCCUCCCAACAGGGAAAUUUCCAGAAACGAGUCUCCGUACAGCAUGACCUCCAAGCCAAAUGCUCCAGGGAGCCACGAGACCUUCCCCUCACCACAGGGAGGAUCUCUCCAGGUAGCCAUUCCUGACUCUGUCCUCACCCCUCCUGGAACCGAGGGAGGAGCAGGAGGAGUGAGGAAGCCUCCUUACAACGGAAGCUCAGCCCCAUCUUCUGCUUCGAGCGCUGCAAGUUUAGCUCCUCCUUCCAGCGCCUCCUCUGCCGACCCCCUGUCCCCUCCUCUCUCUGCAUCCCCACGGGACAAGCAACAAGGCACUCCCACCACCAACUCCUCUUCCUCAUCUUCCUCUUCAUCCUCAUCAACCUCUUCCUCUUCAUUGCUGUACUCUGGUGACCUUGAAGCACUUCAACGUCUGCAAGCUGGCAAUGUGGUGCUCCCACUGGUCCACCCAGUCACGGGUACUCUGGCCUCUACCAGCACAACAGCUCCACGGGUCUACACCACUGGGACCAUCAGGUAUGCGCCAGCGGACGUUACUCUGGCCAUGGCACAAGGCAACCUCCUCCCCAAUGCUGCCAUGAACUUUGUUGACAGCUCAGGGUUCAGCCUGGACCCUAAGACACCCAUGGAGAUGCUCUACCAUCAUGUCCACAGGCUCAACAUGUCUGCAGCAGCAGCUGCCGGCCCCUUUGUUGGAUCUCCAACUGCCACGGGUGGGAAUGGCGCCCUUGGAGGUCAGAUGCCAACGGCAACCAAUGUUUUUACCACAGCAGAGGGACUGUUCUCAACGCUACCUUUCCCGGUGUACAGCAACGGGAUCCACAACACGCAGACAACACUGGAGAGGAAGGAGGAUUAGCAGAAAAUAUCCAAGACCGCAUUACUGUGUUUUCAGAAUCAACAACUGUGUCAAAGACUGCUCACUAGUAAAUAUAAAAAUGAAAGACUAUUUGCUUAUCUUUUAUCAACACGGUUUAGCACUGUGUUUUCGAGAGAAGAGAAAGGACAGGAAAGGACGACAGAUGUACUCUAGCACUUUGAAUCUCAGCAACUGAGCUUGCGUAAUAGACAUGAUCCUCAAACGUGUCCCCCCUUUUCUACCUGUUUUCUCUGUCCUCCUCUUCCUCUUCUCCUCUCAGUCUCUCACUUUGCUCCCGUUUCUUGCGAUCAGCAACUCUUUUCUCUUGAACAAACAAACCAGACUAUUCUUUAUUGUAAAGAACCCCUUUUUUGCCUACAGAGAAUUCCUAUUGCCUAAGGACUCAGUUGGAGCCUGACGGGGAUAAUUUUUAUUAUUUGA
This is a messenger RNA of Archocentrus centrarchus (flier cichlid), 3624 nucleotides long. RefSeq names its product neuronal PAS domain protein 3 (gene npas3). The record is from RefSeq and is a predicted model, not a curated record. Gene Ontology annotation, biological process: regulation of transcription by RNA polymerase II. Gene Ontology annotation, molecular function: protein dimerization activity; RNA polymerase II transcription regulatory region sequence-specific DNA binding; DNA-binding transcription factor activity, RNA polymerase II-specific. The transcript has 12 exons. Lineage: Eukaryota; Metazoa; Chordata; Actinopteri; Cichliformes; Cichlidae. The coding region runs from base 1 to 3183 and encodes 1060 amino acids.